Thunnus maccoyii (southern bluefin tuna) is the source of this 10814-nucleotide messenger RNA. It is a transcript of the gene hdac9b, whose product is annotated as histone deacetylase 9b. Gene Ontology annotation, molecular function: histone deacetylase activity. Gene Ontology annotation, biological process: chromatin organization. Bases 7290 to 9170 code for a protein of 626 amino acids. Gene Ontology annotation, cellular component: histone deacetylase complex. The transcript is spliced from 11 exons. The record is from RefSeq and is a predicted model, not a curated record. Lineage: Eukaryota; Metazoa; Chordata; Actinopteri; Scombriformes; Scombridae.
ACAUUUUAUAGACAAAAAUGAUAAUGAGUGAAAAAUAAUGAAUUUUUGUGCUGCUAAUUUCUACAUGUUUUAUAAAAGAGACAGCCAAAGCUUGUUAGACCCUGUGUUAUUGAAGGGACUGGGUCGAAAAGUCAGUUUGGUUACUGGAUCUGAGAUGAAAGGAAGAGGUCAGGAACGCUGCUGCCACUCCCAAACACAGCAUGGUGGCAUUGCUAUGUGAAUAUGUGUGUGCAUAUCUAUGCAUGGGUGUGUGUGUUUAUCUGUGCGUGUAUAUUUGUUUGCAGAUUUUUAUGUUUUUAUUUGUAUUCCUACAGUAUCUAUGCUCUUAGUCAACCUCUUUGCUGUCAGUGUACGUGCAGCCUUUCCUCCUAUUUGUCCAGUACGCUGGCACAAUGUUUGUUGUGCAUCAGAGUAUUUGUCUUCCUGGUCCUUGGCAGUUUAGUGCACUACAUUUUUGUUCCUGUUCUUAAUCAACCUGCAGGGUGCACUGUUGCAGAAGGAUCCACCAGGGGUUUUACCCCGCUUGGACAGUGUCCCACAAUUACAAGUCCUGUAACUAAUUACAUCUACUCUUUCCAGUCUCAAUCAAGCUGAUGGAAUUCACAAAUAACAGAAUAAACUGUCAGACAAAUAGACAGUAAGGGAAAUUUGUAAUAUCUUUGUUAUUACAACCCAUGCAAUGACACAAACCACACCACAACAUAUAUACGUGUGAUACAAAAGUGACAAUAAAAGUGAUUUGACAAAUCUUAAAGACAGACAGAAAGAGACACAAAGAUUUAGUGGAAAAACAGCAUAAGACUUUCAUCAGUGGUGGAAGCAACUGUAGCACUACUAUUGUUUUCCCACCAAACAAGUGAGGCGACCCCCUGAACCAUGCCUUUGCCUCUCAAGGGAGAGAGGAGCUGUUCAACAUGUUUAGUCACUCUCAUAGGAAUUGCAAAAGUAGAACAUUGUCUUUACAAUUUACUUGGGAGUUUGUGUAACCUAAGCAAGUAACUUCCACUGCAAAAAAACCCCAAACCCAAAAAACCCAUUAGGGAGAAUUUUUAACUAUGGUGGAAAAAUGUAUAUGAAUAUGAUUCUGUAAUAAGAUACAGAAUCUCAAGGUCACCCAAAGCGUUUAAAAAUACCUCUGGAACCCCUCCAGGUUUAUGCAUAUAGAGCACAGACAUUAACAUUGUAACAGAGAUGGCGGGUGCACUAGUGGGACAUUUCCCGGUAUGUAUAGUGCUACCUUAAUAAUCAGAGGAAGAGCUAUUUUUCUGAGGUAUUGUUGCAUCCAAGACCUUUGAGACGCUGCAGGAGGAGAGAAUUGUGACUGUACAGUGGUCAAGCAGAGAAGUGGUGGCGUAGGUGGAAGUGGCUUGGACAAUAAGCGUCAGCCCACCCUUCCCAUAGUAAACUUGAUUUCCUGCUGCAUUUUUUUUUUUAAGACAGACCUUUAAAAUCUAUGAAUGGAGUUUUGUUUGUCUCUUUAAAGGUCAUUGACAAAUCCAGAAUAGCAGUCAAGUGGUAAGCGUAGCCAAUUAUUUAAAAACUCGCAUUCAUAUUUUUAUGUUUUUGGGUUUUUUCCUUGAUAAGUGUGCUUAAGAAAUAUAGGUCACUGAAGUGAGAUUCAUUCUCUUAAAAGGAAAUCUGGAACCUGGGUGAAAACUUCCUGUACUUUUUCAGUGACUGAAAUAACAAAGCUGGUAUUUUGCCAAAAGACAAACAAGACUGAUAAAAUGUGUUUUCUCAAAGGCUGUGGUGAUAACAAAAAUAUAUAUUUUGUUAUCAUAUUAAGAUAAUAGCUCCAAGGCACUUGGGAGGGAUGAUGCUAUGAUAAUCCCCUCAUAAACGGGCUAGACUAGCAGGAUGUGGAUUGGAAGAAUGCUUCUGAACAGGGAACCUUUGUUUUUAUUAAUCCCUCAGGGAAUUUUUAAGGUCAGCUAAGCUUGGCUGGAUUCCAUCACAGUCACAUGUGUCUGUUUGGGCCUGUGUGUUUGUAUGAUACAGAUGAGUCGUUUGACGUCUGCAGGCAUUUCAGUGAUGCAAUGAUUCUGCAUGCUGUGGCUUCAGGCAGCAAACUUUCUCCAAAAUCUUGCUCCCUGGCUAAUCGCUUGCUAAAAUGACAGCUGACAUUAAGAAUGAUCUUUCGAAGGCUCUAAUCGAUACUAAGCCGUUCAGCAUUAGAAUAUCAUUAGAGAAUCAAUAGUUUGUGCUGUUUUUAAGAAGGUGCUGGGCAAGGAGACAAAGUGGAACAUAAAGUGGGCUUGUCAUGAUUGAAUGUAGGGUGGAAGUUGUACAACAACAACAUGGUCAAUUUAAUACAAACAGUGGAUCAAUGGUUUCCAGCAGUGAUGAGCACAUUGAUCAGUAAAAUUACGGAGCGCUGCCCUAUGUUUCCAGUGUGCCUUUGUGCUCCACAUCUAUUUUUAGAGAGCCUAUGGCAGCAGAUGAAGGCACGGCAUCAGGGACCUAUUCAAAGUUAGAAAGUAAACUGACCUCAAGGUCAGUACACAAUAAGUGGAUGCUUUGAAAUUGCUUCGAAAUAGAGUUUUUCUCUUGUUGGGAUUGUGUUAUGGUUCAGUCAGUCUUUCACAUCUCAAGAUGGAGGUUUCACAGCAGAUGAAUGAAGAUUUUUCCUGAAAGCCUUUUUGCUUUUGAGAAUAUACAUUGAUUCAUCUCUCUCUUUGAAUAGUACCAUCUCUGUGUUUUUUAUGUUUGAUGUCUCUCAAAAAUGAGGAACUGGGCUGGGCUCCAUUUAACUGUGUUAUUCUUAGCGGCAUUGCCAAACUUUGCUGGCAAUGUUUCAAGAUUAAGCACCAAACAUGACUGCCUUUAAAUGCUUUUUCAUGUUAUUUGAUCCAACCUGUUAAGUGCAUUCUAUAUCACCCUGAAAGUACCACAGGAAAUACCACAGGACGCCAGACAGAGUAACCCAAUAAAAGCAAGAGCGCCCAAAUCAUUAGUGGGGAAACACGCUCACAUAACACAUCCAGAUGUACAGGCUAAUUGGAUUUUACCAUCAAAUCAACAGUUGUAGUGCCUUUGUGCUUUUAUGAGACUGACCGCAAGGUAAAGGGAAAAUGGGCUGUUUGAAGUGACAAAACUUUACCCAUGGCUUUUAGCAGGUAGGAUUGCUGAGCUUGGUAGCUAACGGAGCAUGCUGUGACUAGGGCAGAGAGAGCCAUGGCUUCACUCCCCAAAAUGGUCUAGGAACUCUUCCACACUUAGCAAUGGUGACUCAUGAAGGGCUGAUGUAAGUAAGAUGGCGGGCAUUGAGGUAAUUGGUGUGGAGAGUUAAUUUCCCUCCUGUGUCAGGGCUGCCCUCAGAGCUGUGGGGUGUCCACUAGAGAGAAGAAGCUCAGGGGAUGGAGGAGGGGGGCGGCAUGGUUACGUCAGAAGUUGCUGUUAGUAUACAGACCCUCUCUUGGGAGGGACAUCCCCUCUGACGGGAGAAAUCAGCACCUGACAAUGAUUACAUCCGCUGCAGUCCUCCCAAGGUGGCAUGAUGAAACUCUGCAUCCACACAGGUAGGCAGGAAGACGAGCAAUAAGCAGGAAGUCAGAGAAAUUAUUUUUUUUUAAAUCAAAACAGAUUCUACUAAACGUAUUGAUUACGGUAAUAUAAGAUUCACUCUGUGAUCCAUUUAUUUUACAAUAGACAACUCCCCCCUGGGAUACACGGGGGCUUUGAAGUUCAGAGAACACGGAACAACAAAACAUGGUUGACUCAUUCCCUCCCACACGGGGAUCAUCCGCUAUUAAGGGGAACAAACGUUUUCUAACCGGAUCAAAUUAGUUAUAAGGAGCAGUGUUUGUCCACCCAUUAUAUCUGUUGCAACACUUAAGUUCAGCUCCCUUCCUUCUCCAGUCUGCUUCCCUGCUGGGUUUCAUCAUGCACACUGUGUCACAAGGCAGCAGCGCUAUGGUGAUUAAGCCACAGAACUUGGGAGUUGAUUUGGAACUGGUACAGUAAUUGUGGUAAUGUGAGUAGGCUUAUUUGGUUGAAAAAUACAAGUCCCCAGGUUAUGACCAGGUUCUCUAAAUAGAACAGAAAGACUGAGGUAUCGUAGCGGGAAGUAGCUCUUUGUUUUUAUUUCUAGUACCAAUAGGUAAUUUAAAUGGACUUAGUUGGAGAAAACAACAUAAUGUUGAUGUGUGUAUGGAUGCGUGUGUAUGUGUGUAUGUAUAUUGACAUCCCUUGCUCUUUGAAACAGGCUAUAAUGGCCUUUCAUUUAAAUUUGGAAAGUGCUGGGGGCACUUCACUGGUCUGACCCACUUGUUCCCUCAUCUCUAAUAUUCCCCCACUCCAUGUCGGUGCUCUAAUGUCAAAACACACACACACACACACACAAAAUGACACACGCACACAUGAAGUUUGUGUUUGAUAAUGAGGGAGGUGACAGACAGUCAAGCCUCGGCCCCGGAGAGCAGAGCAGAGCGGCUCUCCAGCAGGGACGCUGACGUUCACACUUAAAUGCUUUAAUAGGACUAAAGUAGACAAAGGCCGCCAGUGACGCAGUAGGAGCUAUAAUGGGCUUGCCACAUUGCAGGUUUACUGGACCCUGCCUAUUGGACAGAGCUAUUUCCAAUCCCACAAUCCCUCAUCAGCCUCAGGAAGCUAGUUAUAAAUAAAAAGUGUAGGUUAAUCGCUGCUAACAUGUCCCACUGAAAUGUCUUUAUUUUUAGGAGCAGUAGGGCAGGUUGACCGAUGUUUUCCAACAUGAUACUGAGAACUGAUUAUUCACCUCUAUUCCUUGUAAAGGCGCAAAGAAAUUAGUGUCAUUCCUUGUCCUUACGUUACCCACAUUUAACCAAAAAAAUCAAUGUAUGCAGUGCAGAACAUUCUCUAAACAACCAAGUGAACAAGUGAAAAAAAAACCCAAUAAAUAACUCUAUUAUAAUAAUAUAAUUAAUAUAAUAAUAACUGAUAUGAAUGAUCAGAACUGAAUGGCAAAAAUAGUCCCUAUGUUUGCAGCAUUUUAUUGGGCAAUAGUGGAAAAUCACAGUAACAGGAACAUUGCAAAAUGUGUUUUGACCUACUCAUUCAAGGAUUUCACAGCAUGAUGACAUAUAAAUAGGGAUUCCUUUGUCACGAUAAUUGUCAUUCAUGUGACAGCCUUACUUCCCCUUUUGAUCAAUUAUGCCUCGGCCUAUGUUGAGGUCAGCCUACAGGGUCAGAGCUUUCCUGGUCUGACAGAUACUGUGACAGAUGGAGUUCUAGGUUUUUACGUUGGACUUGAAGGCUUGUUAUCUCUCACACCAUCCUUAUCCAGCUUGAAUGCCAAACUACCUCACGAAAACCAGGAGUUUGCUAAAUCUCUUAACACUAAAAUGUGUCACCAAAGGGAGAUUCGAGUAACCACUUUUAAAAUAGACUUUCCACGAUGUUCUAUGACUAUUUUAUAAAGUAAACAAAGAUGACAAAAAAGAUUAAGAUGUUUAAUUUGAGUUUUGAGAUAACCAAGAAGUGGGAAGGAAUUAAAAAUAAAUAUACGCAUAAUCCCCUAGUUGCCUCCUUUUCUAAAUAAUCAAGCUACUCAACAUAUAUCAUGCAUUAGCCUGAGAGUUGUUUUAUGUCUGGGGCGAGCCUGCAAGCUGUGCAUUUCCUUCUUGGCUUCUUCGCUGUGCUGUGAUAAAAGGAUUGAGGGGUUAAAUGUUUGUCCAGCUGAAACAACACAGUAAAACUCCUUCUCUGUGUCUCUGUAGCCGAGUCGUCAGAGCUCAGGACCUAAAAAUAGCUGCGCUGGCUCCACGCCCCUGGCUGGGGGACAGGUCAAAUUAUGAAGGAAGAUGAAAAAUUUAAAGGCACAGGCUGCUUGGCCACAAACCCAGCCCUGCAUCAGUGGUCAGAUAGAACAUUUGACUUGACUUUUAUGGGAUGGAGUCAGAUUAUAUUAACUACGGAUCUUGACUGGUUUGGGAUGUAAUAUUAAUUGAAAAAAUCCUACUGUAUAGCUACUUGAUGCUCAAAAUUCUGUCAUUUUUUUUAAACUCAUGUAUUCAUGUUUUUAAGACAUAUAUGCGUACUGCAGUGUUUUGUUUGUAUUUUUCUCAUAUCCCCCAUCAUACAGUAGCAAGUCUAUUUCAAUGAAGUGAGGUGUGUAAUCCUCUUCUUGUCCGGUCUGGUGUUCUUGACACAGUUUGGGAGGUUUAUGUAAUUGUGAUCAUACUGUUACGGCAUCUUACAGUUGGCUUCCUUGGCUUGCUGAAAGCAUGCUUCCUGAGUAGCAGCACUGCCCUGGAUACACACUGAACCCCACACAUACACUGAGCUAAUGCUGUGAGGUUACACUCGGAGUCUUAAAUGAACACAGUGUUCAUUUGGCGUCCCGCUUGACCUAACACAUCUUGUUGGGUAUUUGUCACACAUACAGAUUUUAACUAAAUGCUAUUGCAUUUGUGUUUGGUUGUGCACAGUUUCCCCAAAUACAUAUAUUUUUAUGUGUUGUGAAUCACAUGAAAGACAAGUCGCGGUUUUACAAAACCUUUAACAAAGACUGCACAGAGGGGAGGUUUACAUGUACCUCUUUUAGAUACAUCAAGGUAAAAAUGGAUCUUUCUGCUCGUGUACCUGAGAGAACAAAAUGAAGACAUAAAUAGAGAGACUGAGAGAGACUGGUUCAACAAAUCAGAAAAGAGAGAGAGAGAGAGAGGAAUCAAGCCUCCAUCUGCAGAGAGGGAGUCAGGAGACAUGCCUUCUGGCAGGAGCUGAAGAAGACAGCUGUGUUUGGUGUGGUAUUUUUAAACGCAUCAAUGCUGCUCCAAUCCCCGCGCCUCGCCUGACCUAUUUUUAGCCAGGGCUGGCCAUUGUUCUAUUUCUGUCACCUGUGGGCCACGCAGUUGUUGAUUCACAUGCAAAUGAAGCUUGCUCCCUCCCUGGCUGGCAUUACUGCCUCAGCGAGGUGCUCAGUACACAGUGCACGGCUUUCCUAGCAACUCAGCUUACAUUUUUCUCUGCUCAGACGCUUUUCCGAGAAGAGAAAAAGCUACAGACUGGAGAGAAAUAGGGAGAGAGGCAGAUAAGGAAAAAAAAAAAGAAGCUAGGUUUGCCAUCUUCUCCUAACACUGUGUUAGUGUUUGGACUAGACUGAAGCAGGGCACCGGGAGAGUGUGGCAGCCCUGCAGACAGAGUGUGCAGUUUGUGUUAUUGCUCUACAGUGAGAGUGGUUUCUCAGAGGAGGAGGCAGAGGAAGGGAGAGAGUUGCCUGUUGUCGUGGUCUCUCCCCUGAGUGGCUGAGGGGUGGCUCUUGGUGACAGGAAACGCAAGGCUUGCGAUGAGACCUGAGCGCUGAGUGGAGUAUGCUGCAGACGAUUUACGAGGGCGAGUCAAGUUUCUCCACAACAGAAGGGCGCGUUGGACACCAGCAGUUCCCCAACCAGAGCAAGAUGCACAACGUGAACAACUCAGUGGACAUUAAACCAGACGUGCCAUUGGCUGUGGAGCCCUUAUCUCCGCUGGACCUGCGCACAGAUCUGAGGAUGGUGGGGCCAGGCUCGGACCCAGGACUGUGGGAGAGGCAGCUGCAGCAGGAGCUGCUCCUCAUUCAGAAGCAGCAGCAGAUCCAGAAGCAGCUACUAAUCAGCGAGUUCCAGAAGCAGCAUGAGAAGUUGACCCGUCAGCACCAGGCUCAGCUCCAGGAGCACCUCAAGCUCCAGCAGGAGCUCCAGGCCAUGAAACAGCAGCAGGAACUCGCAGAGAAGGAGCGCCGUCUGGAGCAGCAGCAGCAGCAGCAGCAGCAGAACCAGCAGGAGAAGGAGCAGGAGAGGCAUCGGCGAGAGCAGCAUGUUUCCAGCCUGAGCCUCAGGGGCAAGGAGCGCUCCCGAGAGAGUCUCACAGGUGCAGUGGCCAGUACUGAGGUGAAGCAGAAACUCCAAGAGUUUCUGUUAAGCAAAUCAGCAAAGGACCCUGCCAGCAACGGAGUCAAUCACUCUUUCAUCCACCACCCAAAACUCUGGUACACGUCCUCUCACCAUACAUCUCUGGACCAAAGCUCUCCACCUCUGGGCGGCACAUCCCCCACCUGCCAGUAUACUCUGCCAUCACCCAUAGAGAGCAAGGACGACUUCCCCUUGAGGAAGACAGCCUCUGAGCCAAACCUGAAGGUACGAUCCAGACUGAAACAGAAGGUAGCAGAGAGGAGAAGCAGCCCAAUGCUCAAGAGAAGAGAGGGCAACAUCAUGACUCCUUACAAGAAGAGGGCCCUGGAGCUAAUGGACUCGACGCCCACUAACAGUGCCCCUGGCUCUGGCCCCAGCUCUCCCAUAGGGGCCUCCAGUGCCUUGGGGGCUGAAAAUGGACCCUCCUCUCUGCCUACUACCACAAAAACUGAGAGAUGGCCUUCACAGCCGAGAUUAUUCCGACCUGAGGGCUCCGUGUCGAUGCUGAGUUUAUACACAUCUCCCUCCUUACCUAACAUCUCCUUGGGGCUUUCAACUGCAUCCUCACCCAUCAGUGCCGCCAUGGGGUUGAAGGACAGAUCAACAGAAAUCAAGCAUGGGCUGCCUGGGCACCUCCUGGGUCCUGUGCCCCUGCAGACGGGCUUGGAGUCUAAAGUGAGCCCCAGUCACCAGGCUCUCCUUCAACACCUCCUCCAGAAGGAGCAGAUGAGGCAGCAGAAGAUGCUCUCCUCUGGCCCGAGCUCUAUGUCAUCCCACCCUCAGUCCCCUCUGGCCAUGAAGGAUCGCCCCUCCAGCAGUCGCCCUAAACUACCAAAACACCGGCCCUUGAACAGGACCCAGUCGGCGCCGCUGCCUCAGAACACACUGGCCCAACUUGUCAUCCAGCAGCAACACCAGCACUUCCUGGAGAAACAGAAACAGUACCAGCAGCAGAUCCAUAUAAAUAAGCUGUUAUCCAAGUCCAUUGAGCAGUUACGUCAGCCCAACGCACACCUGCAGGAAUCAGAGGAAGAGCAGGAGGAGCAACACAGAGAGCUGAUGGAGAGCAUGCAGGAGGACAGGCUGCCCCCUGGAGGAGUCAUCCGGAAGCACACGCUCAGCAGUAGCAGCAGCAGCGGCUCGAACGGCGAGCUGCCCGACGCUCACUACGGGGUCAUCAAGGUCAAGGAGGAGCCAGCUGAUAGUGAGGAUGAGGCUCUGACCAAUCAGAGCCUAGAGUCAGAGCAGAGCAGCUAUCUUCACCAGGUCAAAGGGAGGCUGGUGAUAAGAGCCAUGAUCUGAGAAAGGGAAGAGGAUGAGAUCACACACUCCAACAUUCGCAGAUAAACUAAUCUCUACAAACAUGUGCAUCUACAUCAGUUUACACACACACAAACACACACACACACACAUGCACACACACAGCAGCUAUUGCACAGUAGGCCGACUCUCCCUGUCACAGCAUUUGACCCUUUUCACUCAGCUGCAGCCUCACUCAUCCCACACUCUAAGACUCUCUGUUUGUGAUCUUUGUGUAGUGAUCUCUGUAAAUUAUGUAUGUUACACUUUUGUGUAUAUAAUAUGAAGACAAUUUAGACCGUUCUUUUUAAGAGCUGCUUUGGUCGUCGCAAGUCUGCUCAACUGACAAAAACUUAUAUGUACAUAUACUGUGGAUUUAGCAACAAAGAUGAUUUCUAGAGGAAAGGUUGAACAGGUGUACAGCUUUGAAGAGCCAACUUAUGUUCCCCGUAUGUACAUUCUUGCCACAGAAAUAUUUGAAUGCCCUUCUAUCCACUGAAAAUGAUCAUGAAGUCUUUACAGUGUGUUAAAGAAUUAAAAAAAACACUACAUACUCCGUUGCUCUGGAAAAUCUGUGAUGAUGUUCCAUGUUAAGUGGACUGAAAUAAUGAACAUCUGUCUUAGAGAGAAUGUAUACUUAAAUCCUAACAGAGGACGCUCCCAUAGGGCGGACUUUUGCGAAGGGAGUGAUAUUGCCAUUGGAAUAUGGUCCGCUGCUCAUAUUGCAAUUUAAAGGAUAAAGCACUAAAUCCCUGCUUGGGUGUGCAGGCAUCUCCCAACAUAUCCCGAGUCUCCAUGUCUCUUUCUCUCUCUCUCUCUCUCUCUCCCUCUCUCUCUCUCUCCCUCUCUCCCUCUCUCUCUCUCUCUCUCUCUCUCUCUCUCUCUCUCAGAGCAGUCCCAGAGCCAGGACCCUGUGUUAAGCCGAGCUCUCCUCCCUCUCUCCCUCUGGGUCCAAAUCAAAGCUCGGCCGGGUUCCUGCCCAGCUUUCAGCAGAGGAGUCAGACAGAGGGAAAGAGAGAGAGAGAGAGAGGGCCGGGCAGGAAAUGCCUUCUAGAAGCCAGGAGUUGGAGUGAUUCAUGUGUGCAGGAAUGUUGAGAGAGGAGGACCUAGGGUUGGAGGAGUCCAAGGGGCCAGGCUUGAGAAUUGAUUUACUGUCAAGGCGAAUUACAAAGUGAGUGGGGAUAUGGUUAAGGGAGUCCUUUAUAAAGGGAAUCGCUUCCUUCGUAUUCCCUAGUGGCAUGCUUACCUCAACAUGCAGGUUUGAUGUAACUUCAAUAAAAAACCCUGGACGGGACCUUGCUUCUUCUUCUUUCUUUUUUUUUUUUUUUUGUUUUUUUUUUUGUUUUUUUGAGCCUGUUUUCCCCUGAAAGUGCCCAUUGCGACAUGUAUAGUCUGUCUUAAAGUGAUCAAUCAAAUGUAUUGCAUAGCCGUAAACCUUCCUGUUUCAUUUGUACCGUCGACUAAAUGUAAAAAUGCUAGUACGAGAUUCUGUGUUUGGAUUCAUGUGAAAAUCAAAGCUGUCUGUCUUAUACUGUACAUUCAGAUUGUCCGGUUUUAAUGUUUUAGUGUAAGUAAACACAAUCAGAACAAUGUGAGUCUUGUUCUCUUGCUCCUUUGAUUUGGUUGUAACGAGAACCCCUUUGCUGC